This is a messenger RNA of Brettanomyces nanus, 897 nucleotides long. RefSeq lists its product as uncharacterized. The record is from RefSeq and is a predicted model, not a curated record. The transcript has a single exon. Lineage: Eukaryota; Fungi; Ascomycota; Pichiomycetes; Pichiales; Pichiaceae. The coding region runs from base 1 to 897 and encodes 298 amino acids.
AUGGAUUCGGAUUCUAAUAAUGAUGAAGAGAAGCAGGAGAGUAAGGUGAUGACAUCAAAGUUUUUCAAGAGACGUAUAAGGAAUUUCAAGGAAACGACAAAUGAUGAUGAUGAUGAUGAUGAUCAGGGGAGUAACGAGACUGAAGAUAUCGACCAGAGUGACAGUGACGAUCUAGAGAUACAAACACUUCCGAUAAGGCGAAAGAGCCCAUUUCGAGGCAAGAAAGUAAGGCCACCUGAAGCGGGUGAGUUAGAAUACACAACAGGGAGUUAUAAUCAAUCAGCUACGGGAAUACCAGAAGCAUCAUUAGUAAAAGAGCUUAAAGAGCGACGAUAUAGAAAGCAAACGAAGGAAUUUGAAGCUGCAAAAGAAGAAGAACGCCAAGAAGAUUAUGAUUCUGAUUUCAGAAGGAACAAGCAGAAUGAGAAGGAUUCUAAUGACGACGAAGAUUCAGAAAUGGAGGUGGAUAGAGAUGAAAAAUUGAGCGAUGGUCGACUAGCAUUGUCCACGAAUGAGGAGAAGGUACAGAAACUAAUUAAGAGGAAAGAGAUAGAAGAGGCCCUAUUUGAACUAGAAGAAGAAUCUACUAGUGAUAGCGAGAAGAAUGAGGGAGUCAGCAGUGGCAGUGAUAGUGUACUAAAGGAAGUAUUUGAGAGCGUAGCACCAAAGCAUUUUUUAAAAAAGGACAUCAUCGAUUCUUUGGAGGCUAAAUAUCCAAUGCCUAGGUUGAAAAAAGUGCCUCCACUUGAGAUAUGUCUGCAGCAAAUGCAAAAGCGGUUACAAAACUUGCAGCAGAUUCAAAAGUUAAAUAGGAAGAAAAAGGAACAGAUUGAUACACAACUACACGGACUCAGAGCAGAGGAAGGAAAGCUUGCUCAGAAGCUGCAGAAACAAUGA